Molecule: messenger RNA, 3251 nt
Organism: Athene cunicularia (burrowing owl)
Lineage: Eukaryota; Metazoa; Chordata; Aves; Strigiformes; Strigidae
Gene: DEPDC1B
Product: DEP domain containing 1B
Exons: 10
Coding region: 595-2103 (502 amino acids)
Biological process (GO): positive regulation of Wnt signaling pathway; intracellular signal transduction
Source: RefSeq, a predicted model, not a curated record
GGGGGGCGUGCGCGCUCCGUGUAGAGUCUCCUGGGUGCCGGCCGCCUUGAGGCAGUCUGGCCGCCUGGGCCUGCCCCACUGGCCUGCUCUCUGCGGCCUGUGGUCCGAGCAGGCUAUGCUCCUGUCCAGGGCAGCCGGUCCCCGGUCGGGACCCGGCGGGACGGUCUCGAACCGUCGUCCGAUGCUCCCCGCGCUGAGCCUGUGUGGGGCGGCUGGAGCCGUGCACCCCGUGUGACUGGAGCAGCGAUGGAGCCCGGCAGAGCGUAGCCUUGGUCCAGCCUUUUGUCAAGUUAAAAAACAAGGAGAGGUUAAAGUUGUAUCUGCAGAGCCGUGGGUAGUAUGGGGCUCUAAAUCUUUCAGCUUACUAAAUCUUGGUGUUUAUUCUCAGAUCUCAAUCUGUUUAAAUCAUAGUUUUAGUUUUCAGUGUGCUCAUAAACGCAGAUGAUCAAAAAAAUUAGUUCUGCAUUCAGAUCUGGCUGCAUGCUGACCUCACUUUGUACAACUGAAAUGCUUCUAGGAGAAGAGCUCCCCUAACGGUUUACUUUGUGCUUCUUCCCCUAGUGGAACGAGAUAAUAGAACUUUUUCGUGCUGGGAUGCCUUUACGAAAGCAUCGGUGUCGCUUCAAAAGCUACGAGCGUUGCUUCAAAGCCUCGGAGGCAGUGGACUGUUUACAUGAACUGCUUGGCUCUAAUCAAAACUUUGGUCCAGAAGUGACUCGAAAUCAAACAGUUAAGCUUCUUAAAAAAUUCUUGAAAAAUCAUGUUAUAGAAGAUAUUAAAGGAAGAUGGGGCAAAGAAGACUUUCAAGAUGAUGGCCAUUUAUAUAGAUUUCCUCCUUCCUCACCACUGAAGUCAUAUCCAAAGAAACCUUCAUGUGGAAAGGAAGUCAUUAAAUUUCCAGACUGGAAUGAACCAAAGGCUGGCACUUCCCAAGAACACAUCCCAGUGAAGUCAGUCAUGAUGAACUCUGAGAUGUGGUACAAGAGGCACAGUAUAGCUAUAGGGGAAGUACCAGCAUGCAAACUUGUGUUCCGCAGAGAGGUAACACAAAGAAAUAUAGAAGAGAUAUGGAAAUCCAUGACUUUGUCACGAUUACAAAAGGUUUUGGGUUUGGACUCUCUGGAUGAAGUGUUAGAUACAAAACUUGUGAAUUCAAAUCACAUAGUCCAAAAUGCAUACAAUGUCAAUAAACAAGGCAUUGUCACUUUAGAAGACAAAUCAAAGGAACUACCUCACUGGAUAUUAUCAGCAAUGAAGUGUCUAGCAAAUUGGCCCAGCUGCUCAGAUUUGAAGCAGCCUACAUACUCAGGAUUUGAAAGAGAUGUCUUCAAAACUAUAGUGGACUACUUUGGCCAGACAAAAGAACCUCUUCUCACAUUUCAUUUUUUUGAUGUUUUUGUUAGUGUGUUAGGUCUGCUGCAAAAACACAGCAAGGCCAUAGAAGCUCUUCAGAUAUCUUGUCUCCUGCUGCCACCAGAAAAUCGGAAAAGACUGCAGCUGUUGGUGAGGAUGAUGGCAAGAAUUAGCUUGAACAAGGAUUUGCCACCUCUUUCUGAAUCAGUGAGGACCAGAACCUUGAUGGUUCAGGCAUUUUCCCGUUGUAUUCUCUGCUCAAAGGAUGAAAUGGACUUGGAUGAACUGCUUGCUGCUAAACUAGUAUCUUUUCUCAUGGACAAUUAUCAAGAGAUCUUAAGUGUUCCUUCUGCUUUAAAAUCUUCCAUAGAGGAACAUGUUGUACAGCUACAGAGAGUCCAAAUAAAAUAUGCUGGUGCUGAUACUGAUGUGACGUUUCCUCCUCCAUCAUUUUGUCACCAAAUCAGUACAGAUGAAUUUGAAUACCAAAGGGCAACUGGCACUCAAGAACCACUGGCAGCCUUACUGGAAGAGAUUGCAAUGAAUAAAGAAAUAUCUGUGAAAGAUAAGAAGAAGAAGCUCAAGCAAUUUCAGAAAUCUUAUCCUGAAGUGUAUAGAGUACGAUUUCCUACCCCUGAAACUGAAGCAGUGCUAUUUCCAGAACGAAAUAAACAGAAAGCACCGAUACUGAUGUGGGCCUUAAAAAAGCCUUUUCAACCAUUUCACAGAACCAGAAGCUUUAGGAUGUAAAUGGUCUGAAAAUGUGAACUGAGUAAGAGCAUAUUGUCAAUGGAUCUUAUGCAAAAGGAGCCUGAGCAGCAUGUAGUUACUCCGAAAAACUACCAGAGAUAUUGCUGAGAUGGUGGAAAAGAUCAAAAAAAGAAGCAAGUAUUGAGGUGGUAGAAAUGUGAGCCAUUAUCAGUAUUUUUGUAAAUAAUUAUUUUUUAAAUGUCAAUUAAAAAAAAAGAAAAAAAAAAACAAACAGUGAGCUCAAGGUGAUUAAUCUAAAUGGAUGAUAAAGUACAUUUGCUGUAGUUUGAUUUGACCAGUAUUUCAAGGUCUAAAUAUAUUUGUAUGUAAUGUAUUUUUGGUAACUAGUCAAUAGAUUUUGUUCUCCUGAAAAUGAGACUUGCAUAAAUUAGGCUGUGCUUGUUCAUACAUAGCUUGAGGAAUUAAUUUACUGUACAUGCUUAAAUAAGUAUGAAACACUGGAUUUUGUUUUGCUGUGUACACCAUGGUGUUCCUGAUAUGUAAAGAUUUACUUUGGAAAACUGUAAAAACUCAUUCUUAAUUUUUGGAUUCAUAUGAUGCAUUACAGCUGCCUUCUGUAGUGCUGACCCAUUCUUUUAAGCAAACCAGUCUUUUAAGUCUUUUCCCAUAUGCUCUUACUAAAUAUUGCCAUAAAAAAUUGGAUGGUUGAUGAUAGAACAUAUUUUAUCAGAAAAAUCUGAAACCUGCAUUUCCUCUGGAAAUGGAAUUCAAAUAUCAGAGACAUUGAACCAUACAUGCCUUUAAUGAUGUCAUUUGGUUUGCAUUAUGAAAUUUACUGUACCUGUAACUUGACUGUGCAUAUAGCAUACUUGACUCUGACAGCACUUUUGAACUAUUAAAGCAUUACCAUUUUCCCAUAUUUACUUAGAGUGGUGAUUUCACAUUAUCCAUUAGAGAUUUAAAGAGCAACAUUUCAUACUUUAUUGAAUGUCAGAGUAGGCUAUGCAGGAGAGAAGGUAGCUGACAUCUCAACAAAUGUCUAUCUGACAUUUUAGUAAGCAAUACGGUGACUAUCCUGUAAUGCAACAUUGACAGUAUUUCAGUGAGCUUUAAGAUAUACUUUACAAGGUUGUAUGUUUAAUAGGUUGGAAUAUUUCUUGGUCAAUGUGAUUUUGAACAUUACAUGU